UCUGCUCUUCACUAUAGAUCUAAGAUCAUCUGAGGGAUCUGACUGAAUCAAGAUGCUGCUGAUCAUUGAAGCUCUUCUUCUCAUUUCAGCUGCUCUAGGAAAGGAUCACAGAGCAGCUGUAGAAGACAUAUUUCCACUGGAUAUGGCACUGAAUUCAGUUGAUGAUCAAUAUGAUGGCUGUAGAGAGAACAUGGCAAACCUGGUGAAGACAGAAUAUCUAAAAAUGGAACUCAAAAACUCAGUUGAAUUUAAUAGUGCUUGGAAAAAAAGUCCGGCAUUUAUUCACAAUUCAGAAAAUAAGUUGACAGAUAAUCAUUUAAAAGCCAUUUAUGUGUACUCUGAUUGUCAAGUAUUUAAAGACUUCAAUAAUGAUGCUCGUUCUGGUAAACUAAAUUAUGAAAACAAGUCAUACAAAUGGUAUUCACUUCACUUUUUGUUAACAGAUGCGAUACAGAUUCUGAAGGAACCAAACAAAUGCAUUAAGACUUAUCGUGGUACAAAAGUAAAAUUUGAGGAGAAUGUUGAGAACCGGGAGGUUCGUUUUGGUUCAUUUGCAUCAUCGUCUCGUAAUCAAAAAACAGCAAUGUCUUUUGGAACUGUAUCUUGUUUUGAAAUCUGCACUUGUGAAGGUGCUGAGGUGUCAGAAUAUUCCAAGCUUCGUCAUGAGAAAGAGGUGCUGAUUCCUCCAUAUGAGACGUUUAAAGUCACUGCUGUCAAGAAAAAAGGUGCCUGGUGUGACACUGUUUUCAUUUUGGAAAGCACUGGUAGAAAAAGUGAAUUAAACUGUGCUCUAUUUAGGAAACCAACAAAGUCCAUAAAAAUAGUAGGUUGUGCACUGAGCUGA
Carassius auratus (goldfish) is the source of this 844-nucleotide messenger RNA. RefSeq names its product T-cell ecto-ADP-ribosyltransferase 2-like. Gene Ontology annotation, molecular function: NAD+-protein-arginine ADP-ribosyltransferase activity; NAD+ poly-ADP-ribosyltransferase activity. The transcript is spliced from 2 exons. Lineage: Eukaryota; Metazoa; Chordata; Actinopteri; Cypriniformes; Cyprinidae. The coding region runs from base 53 to 844 and encodes 263 amino acids. The record is from RefSeq and is a predicted model, not a curated record.